AUGGCUAGCUCUGGAACAGCGCCAAUGGCAACGGACGAUGCUCCUACUACUCAAUCAUCUACAGAUUCGGCCACAGGUUCACGAAAACGUUUCGAGGUUAAGAAAUGGAAUGCUGUUACACUGUGGGCGUGGGAUAUUGUCGUUGAUAAUUGCGCCAUAUGUCGUAAUCAUAUUAUGGAUUUAUGUAUUGAAUGUCAAGCAAAUCAAGCGGCGGCGACCAGCGAAGAAUGUACAGUUGCAUGGGGUGUUUGUAAUCAUGCUUUUCAUUUCCAUUGUAUAUCACGAUGGCUGAAAACACGUCAAGUCUGUCCAUUAGACAACCGGGAAUGGGAAUUUCAAAAGUAUGGACGGUAG
Messenger RNA from Didymodactylos carnosus, 354 nucleotides. The record is from the annotation of a GenBank genome assembly. NCBI's taxonomy places the organism in Eukaryota, Metazoa, Rotifera, Eurotatoria, Philodinida, Philodinidae.